GGCGCUCUUCGUCCUCGACCAGUCUGGCGCGUUUUUGAAAGAGCAGCAUACAUCAGAACAGCAUGUAUUCGGAGUUUCUGGUGGAAGCGGUUUAAGAAAUAUCGGUUCCGAGCGUUGAGUCCGUGUCCCCGCGUCUGCCGCGGACCGUGUUCGGAGCCGCCUGGAGCCGCUCGCUGCUGGGCUACUCUCCGGCGACAACAGCUGUCCGCCUCACGAUGAGCUCUCCGCUGUUCUUCUCUCGCAAACACGUAGGAAGGAAUAAGAAACGGCAAGAAGAGUGAAGUAGCUCCGUCGGUCUCUUCAGCUAUGGCUGGUGUUGUGGCGAUGGCUUCUGUCAUUGAGGACUUUGACACUCAGCCUUGCAAGAAAUCUCGCAAAGAUGGAGGAAGUCCUGUUGUCAAGACAAUCACAAACUAUUUCUCCCCUGUGGUCAAGCCGAUGGAAAAACCCUUUUCUCCUCCUCGCUCUAGCAACAUUAUGGACUACUUUAGCCGGAAGGUGCCGUCCUCCAAGGAAAAGUCCAGCUCAGCAGAACAAUCUAAAGAAAACUGUCAGAGGUCUCACUCUGCAGAAAAGCACACCGGCCCAGAGGUGGGGAAACAGCCAUCUCAGAAACGGGGUAGAAAGCCGAGCAAAGCUGCAAGGAAACUUGUGGCGGCUGCAACUGUUAGUCCCACUGAGGAGGACGGCUGCGUGAUUGUAGAAGAACAACACGAAAGCAAAGACUCAGCGGCAGAAGCAGUCAGCAGCAUCCUUGGCAGCGACACAGCAGCUCUGCUGGCCGAGCUUAGUGCUGACGUCUGUGUCGCUGAAGGAAUAUCAAAGAGCGAUGAGUGGACUGAAAGUGUUGAGCAUCUUGAAGAUGAUCCCAAAUGUGGGAACAAAGUUGAACCUAAACCAUUACUGAACACCACUGAGUUAUCUCCUGUUGCAUCCUCAAGAGAUGAAGCAAAACCGGUCAAAACUGCUGCACGAAGUGGCAGGAAGAGGCAGCAGCAGCAACAGGAGGCAAAGCAUUCAGAGACGGAGGAGAAAGAAGCAGAGAGCUCCUUGUGUGAUGUUAGCAUGGAGGUCAAUCUGGAUGAGGACUCUCAGUUAAACAACAGCACCGUCAGAAUCUCCUUUGAGGAUUUUGUGCGGAGUCAGAGUCAGGAUGAGGCUGAAGAGGACAUAAAAGAUGAACAGGGCAAAGAAGAUCAAAGUAACAAGACAGCUAAGGCAGAGGAAAUGGACUCCGACCAACUGGACAUUCCUAAAGCCCAAGAAAAUACAGAUUCUGGGGAGCCAUCUGUCCAGGUCUCCCCUCGAACUGUCACCAUCCAGGCUGAAGUUCACGCAGUUUCACCCAAACAAGAAGCAGCCAAGGCAGUGGGAAAGUUAGCUUCUAUCUUUAGCCGAAGAAAAGGGGUCAGCAGUCCUGCAGAGGUUGUCUCGUCUCCUCCUCCAGAGCAUGGACCAAAACUUCCUUCUCUGACUGUCAAACGAAAAUCCAAUGUGGUUCUUCAAGAGGAGGAUCUUGAACUGGCGGUGCUUGAGAGCGAAUCCACUCCCAAGUGCAGCGAGGCAGAGAGGAAGCAGUUCAUGGCUGCCUUCAAACAGCCGAGCCUGGACGGGUCCAAAACCAAACCGGUCAAGAGCCAAGGCAAGCAGAAGCAACCCGAAGAGAAUGUUUUGGAUGCUGCAGACAAAGUUGCUGAAGAUGAUGUAGUUCCACUCUGUGUUGAGCAAGGCAACCAGGGAAAGAACGCAGCUAAAAAGAAACCAGCAAGACGAGGCAGAAACAAAGCUGAAGAGGAAAAGGAGGCAACGUCCAUCUCUGCUGUUGCUGCUGUGGAAGAACACGUGACGACAACUGUUGAGGUCGAGGACAAGACAGAGGAGGCUCCCGUCGCCUCGGCUCCCUCCGUUCCAGCAGUGAGGAGGUCCAGGCGACAGGCCACCGUCCAACCAGCUCCUGAAACCGUCACAACACCUCCGGUCAGAACAACCAGGAAGCAGAAAGAGCCAAAGGAUGCUGUAGAUGCUGCUUUGCCUCCGAACAGCCCUGCAAAGACGUCCACUCCAGAGACACGCAAGUCCAAGCGUGGUGUCUUUGUAGCAGAGAUGGUGUGUCCACCUGAUGCAAAUCAAAGUCCAAUCAGGAUUAAAUUUACUAGAGUCCAUAAAAAUGCUUCAUUGUCUAAGACCGAAGGAGGAAGUGGCAUAAACACUACGAAAACACCAAGGGAGUCUAAGAAAAGGAAGCAGGCGAAGAAGUUAGUGGAAAAGGCCAAAGUGCUCCAGCAGAGUAAGAAAAGCUCAGUGGAGGAGAAGAGCAGUUUAAGACGGUCGUCACGCAGCGAAGCGUCUGUCAGGAGGAGCUACUGUGAAGACGAGGUACAAUGGAAGAAACAUUGUCCUCUUUGGAGUCUGCCGUGGCCGGAGUCUUCAGUGCUGUGUCCUCUGAAAGAGUUUUGUGACCGAACAUCCAAACGGCCUCCAUCUGUUAGCGGUUCCUUUUGUGUGAAGACCGAAUCUGCCUGUAGGAGCUUCUGUCAAAGGGGUUCAGGCUGGAGACCGGAGAUCUCUGAAAGUAUCCGUCAGCUUCUAAUGGAGGAGCUCAGCACCUCUAACCCUCGCUUCCCUGCACAGAAGUUCAUCACUCGCUUCUUGAAGAGACGCACCGAGCAUCAGCAGCAGUUCACGGCUUCAGAACCAGAGGCUGUAACCACAGCUGCAAGCACCCCACGUCCAGCUGAACCGGCGGGAGGGAAGAGGAAGCGGAGGGAAGAUGAUUGUACAGAGAAGGCGGCUAAGAAGCAGCGAUCUAACCAAUCAGAAGAGAGCAUCUCCACGGCUGAACCAGAGCCGACAAGAAGGGGAAGCCGUAUGAGACGAGCUCAGAGGUCCAGGCUGGAGGAGGAGGUGAAGGAGAAGGCAAAGCCGUCACUCAAACCUGCUCCCAUCCCGGCUGAAGAGGGUUCUGUCCUCGUGCUGGAUGAUGAGCUUUUGGGCGAAGAUGCUGGAAAAAAAGAUGUGGUGAAGGAGGACGUGCUGUGGACGGACAAGUAUCAGCCGCAGCACUCCAGCGACAUCGUAGACAACACCGCCUCAGUGAGGAGGCUGCACAGUUGGCUGAAGGAAUGGAAACUCCGUGCAGACCGAGAAGAGAGAAAAAAGCAGAAAGACAAGAAACUUGAGGAAGGCAGCAAUGACUCGGACUGGGACUGUGGAGAAGACGACUCCCAGGAUUUAGAGGACAUGUUGUGUAAUACGAUGCUCAUCACAGGACCCACAGGAGUAGGAAAGACUGCUGCAGUCUAUGCUUGUGCUCAGGAGCUGGGCUUCAAGGUGUUUGAGGUGAAUGCUUCAUCUCAGCGAAGCGGCCGUCUUAUUCUGUCGCAGCUGAAAGAAGCCACUCAGUCCCACCAGGUGGACAGCCAGGGGGUCAACGCUCACAAGCCCACAUACUUCAGCAGCUAUGGCUGCAGCGCUGCAUCUGUCAGGCCUGGAUCUUCUCCAAGGAAGCUUAACUCUCCUCGCAGGGUGGUUUCCUCUCCCAGGAAACAUCCCCAGUCACCAAGAGGUGCUAAAAAAGGAAACCUGGCGCCAACCUCUUUAGCCAGCUUCUUUAAAACGCGUCCGCCCACAAACAAGGAGCCACCUAACACUACAAAAGAUGAAAAAAAUGCUGCUUCCAAGAAAGAUCUGAAAGCAAAGGAGGGUGGAAGUAAGCACAAAGACCUGAAAGCCACGUCCUCAUCAGCUGCCACCCCUAAAGAGAAGAGCAGCGAGGAACAGAGCAAGAAGACGGCAACAUCGCUCAUCCUGUUUGAAGAAGUGGAUGUUAUUUUCGACGAUGACUCGGGGUUUCUAGCUGCCAUCAAGACAUUCAUGAGCACAACCAAGAGGCCAGUCGUCCUCACCACCAGCGAUCCAGCGUUCAGCACCAUGUUUGAUGGAAGCUUUGAAGAGAUCCAUUUCCAAACACCCUCACUGGUGAAUGUUAGCAGCUACCUGCAGCUGUUGUGUCUGGCUGAGGACGUGAGGACGGACCCGUCGGACAUCAGCUCUCUGCUGAAACUCAACAGCUGUGACAUCAGGCAGAGUUUACUGCAGCUGCAGUUCUGGACUCGCAGCGCAGGAGGGCGCUGCAGUGCAAAGCCAUUAGUGAAGAUCGACAAAUGCGCUGAGCUAAAUCCAGAGCCGGAGGAGGCAGCAGAUGAGUCCAGUCUGCCUCUUUGUGACAGCGGCUGCACUGAGAACAAGCUGGGCCUGCUGAACACCAAACCACACGCAGACUUCUGGGAGCUGCUCAGGCAGAGUCCAGGACAGGAGGCGGUCGACUGGAAGCUGCUGACAGACAGCCGCCGCCGCGGGGUUGACCUGCUCUAUUCCAACAUGGAGAAACUCCUGCCUCUGCCCCUCACACAGCUGACUACCUCCACAUUUAAACCAGAGCAGUGCUUUCCUGUAUCACAAGACCCGUCCUUCAGCUGCCUGCAGCCGGACACAAUGCCGUCCAACACCAAGUCACUGCACAGCACAGGUGGUGCUGAUUCCUCAGAGGAUGGCAGUCCAGUCAAAGUGUCCAGCAGAAUGAGGAAGAACAAGACGCGACACCAUCUACCUGACCAGGAUGCACUGCACUCUGACUCAGAAGAUGAAUUUUUAUCUCUCUGCAGGCUGCAGGACGCUCCUCAGGCUAAAGAGGAAAUCAAAGGUGCUUCAGUUUUAGAAAGAAUAAGCAAGAAGCCACUGACUCCUGAAGAGCGGGUGAAGGGCGUCCCAGUCUCACAGUGUCUACAAUCCAUAGCUGACUUCUUUGACAACAUGUCCUACAUGGAUUCGUCCCUGCUGUUCCACCCACAUGGAGGUGACAUUCACAGAAGACCUGCUUGUGCCGUCGUGAAGGAUGGGAUGACAGAUGAGUUGGGGGUUGAGACCGAUGGAGGGAGCUGGAUGACAGGAGAUCACGUCUUGGAGAUCCAGGCGGCUGUGGAGGCUCUGAGCUUCCACAAGUGUCGGGCUUCAGUAGCAGAGUCCUGGGAUGGAGCCCGACACAUCGGAGGGGAGCUGGGAAGAGAGGCUGCAGCAGAACUAUCCCUCCCUGUGGCUGCCCAGCAGGACGGUUACAGCUUCACCCAGCAUAGCCCCUGUCAGCCACAGCUGGUCCAGCGGAGGAGAGAUGUGAUGGAGAGUCUGAUGGCGAAGGGAACAUUUGGCAACAAACCAGCAGCUGCUCUGGACUAUCUGCCGAUCAUACGCACCAUCUGCAGGUCAGAGCAGCUGAAGGAGCGAGGCAAAGUUAAACGAAGGUUCCUGCACUACCUGGAUGCCAUCCACUUGGGUCUUGAAAAAAGCACUCUACAGUUUCUCGCUGAAGCUUUCCCCUAAUCUGCAGAGAAGAAGUGUCCUAAAGGUCACACGGGCCUUGAAUCAACACUCUUGCGGUGAAUAAACUGUGGGGCUCUCAGAUGGAAGGAGGCACAUGGGAGUAGGUUGAGUCUGACAGAUGCCUUUUGUUUUGUGGCUGUCUGAGAUGCUAACUCAUCACAGGGGUGUGCACUAACGACUGUCCACGUAGUUAACCAGCAUGAAAAUGACUGAAUACACCAGAUGUAUUGUGAGCUUAAAGGCACACAACUAACAACCUCAGCUUCCUGACAACUCCUGGUGCUUUGAGAGACUGCGUCACGUCAGCUUUAAAUGACUUUUGUAAUCUUGAGCUGGAGUGUCGUUUUUUUGUACAGUAGUUUCGUAGCCUCGUUUAUCACGACUUUGCAUUUUGCAAGGUGUUUUUAUCUUGUAGAAAUUGCUUUUCAGGAGCAAGUGUGAAUGAUUAAUAAUUUGUAAGAGAUUAACAUGUAAAAUAGAAUUUGCAUCUGUGUUUGUAAAGGCUGUGCGUAAAUGAUCAGCUCAGGAUCCUGGUUCAGUUUAUAAAGGCAGGCAGCUUUGGACAAAGCUCUACUUCAUUUGUUAACCUCAAAUGCCACUUUCACAUUCAUCACAGUGAUUUUUUUUCAGCCUUACAUACUGUAUGUACAUGAUUGACAUUAUUCAUAGUGGUUUUUGUGUUGUGACCAAAUAAAGGUUUAUCACAGCUAAA
Molecule: messenger RNA, 6088 nt
Organism: Stegastes partitus (bicolor damselfish)
Lineage: Eukaryota; Metazoa; Chordata; Actinopteri; Pomacentridae
Gene: atad5a
Product: ATPase family AAA domain containing 5a
Exons: 21
Coding region: 307-5376 (1689 amino acids)
Cellular component (GO): nucleus
Molecular function (GO): ATP hydrolysis activity; DNA binding; ATP binding
Source: RefSeq, a predicted model, not a curated record